Messenger RNA from Prorocentrum cordatum, 1101 nucleotides. The record is from the annotation of a GenBank genome assembly. NCBI's taxonomy places the organism in Eukaryota, Dinophyceae, Prorocentrales, Prorocentraceae.
AUGGGGCAGCCCUGGCCAGUCGCCAAGCGUGGGAAGGCCCGCAUGGCCUCGAGGCCUGUGGCGGUGAAGAGGGUGAGGCAAAGCCCACUGAUCCGCAAGCCUAAGAACGUCCCAUACACGCGCCACGGGUCUUCUUCAUCCAGGUCCCGUCUCGACAGGGCAGUCUGGGCUCGGUGCUUGAAGGACUUCGUGAACGUGACCGCUCAGCAGGUGAUCGACAAGCUGAAGAAUGACAAGCUCUUGCCCGAGUGGAAGGGCGCCACGUGCCCUUACUGCGGGGUUGGCGCGCUGGCUGCCGUGCUGUUCUGCGCCGUGGCCCAGUGCUCGCAGGCGUCGGCUCGCCUCUUGCUCAAGAACAACCACAAGAUGGCAGAGAGCAUUUACUCUGCGCUGUACGCGGCCCGCGCCAAGCACGUCAACUGCCAUGAGAAGAACAUCGUCUUCGGCAUGGACCAGGACGGCAACGCGCUCGAGUGGGCGGACGUCGAGGCGGACGAGGUCGACGUGGCCAGGGGCGAGGACCCGAACGCUGGCCCCCGCGCUCAGAAGCCCAUCGCGUGGGCACAGUGGGGCGGCAUCGUGCAGCGGGGUAACCCCAAGUCGUUGGUCCUCUUCAGGUUGAAGCCUGAGAAGGCCAAGCGCAGGGCGCCUGGCCCAGGCCCAAUUCGGAAGAGAGGUUGGGCGCCCGUGGCGUCCAAGUGGCUGAAAAACCGCCGUGUCAUCUUGCACGCAGACGGUGCGAGGUCGUACAAGAUGAAGGUCGACGACGUCUUGCACGACUGGGUUGUCCAGAAAGAGAAAAGGGUGCAGGUUGGCGGGAAGUGGGUGUGGCUGAAGCCUGCUUUCACGAAGGUCCGCUACCGCGAUGUGCCUGACGAGAACAAGCCCAGUGGGACGCAACGCUUGUGGGUGAAGUGCGGCACGCAGUUGAUCGACCGUGCCUGGGGCGACUUGCGCAAGGCAGUCGGCAAGGGCAACGCGAAGACGGUGGGCUCUGUCCUCCUCCGCAACAAGGUGCGUUCUUUCCAAUGGGCGUACUGGAACCGCGGCAGCGACCUCUGGCUCGCCACUGGCCAGAUGCUCCGCGACGCGUGGGCCAAG